GUGAGAACAAGAGGCACAACUCCUAUAUAAAGUGGGGAUUUUUUUUCCAAAGUUGUCGGGAAGUCACGUGUCCUACUUAUAUCAGUACGCUCAUAACAACCUUAGCAUUAAUUAAGAAACUCAUAUUCGAACAAAUAAGCCUCACGUGGCAAAUAAGCCAUUACAUUUUUGGUUGACCAAAUUCGAUACUCGCUGACCUCCAUACAAAAAAAACUCGUUUGGUGAGCAAAAAACAACAACAUAAAACGCCACCUGCUGGAGAAUACAUAUUUUGGCCACAGUUAUCACUCGUUUCGCAUAAAUCGGCCCAAAAUCAGAUUUUUCCAGCAGGUGGCAGUUUUUCGGGUUUUGUUUCGCUCUCCAAGCGAUUCGUUUUUGUAUGGGUAUGGGCCUCCUUUAUUACCACAAGAAGUAGAAUAUUGAUGUCGCCUCUGCGCAGCCGCCCCGCGAGCCCUAGUGUGCGAACCACCCAUUACAUCCAUGUUGUCUACGAAGAGGGAAUCGGCAUCAGCAAUACUGACGGAACGUUUUAGAUGUGUUUUUAUUUAUUAGCAUACAUUUAUCAGAUCUUUUUUCCCACGAGGAAUAUGGAAGUUCAAAUGGCUGUCGUUAGGUAGAAUGACGUGUUUGCAGUCAGCAACCGUGCUAUUUAUUUUUCUUAAUGUUAUGUAAGAACAGAGACGGUACGCGGCGCCUCUUGUACCGAAUUGAGGCGUAAUAAUGAAUAACGCGCAAGAUAUGUCUCCUGAUUUUGUCUUGAUGCGCUUGGUUUCUGCGGCUGAAUAUGACCGAUUGGACGAGGAGAAUUUGACGUCGGGUGGUGGAGUGGUUUCCGGAUUCGGGAAAGCUGUCUUGGGUAAUCAUGGCAACAAUAUCAACAAUGGGUUUGAAUUUGAUCGGAACAACCCCACAGCAGGCCCGGGAAUUCCGAGCAAUCCCUCCCCGCACUAUAGUUCACAGGUUGAGAGCCGGACGGGAGCCCCUGACAGCCGCUUGAUGCUGACCCGACCCUUAGUUUCUGAUGCGCCUCAACCUCCGGACUUCGCGGUGGCUCAGCGCUUCGAUUUCCCGCAUGGCGCGGGCAGAGGCUCGCGGGCUCAGCUCAUGGUGUUUCAGAACGUCCUUAGGACAAGCGACGGUGUUUUGGAAUGCGGCCUCGAGCAACCUCCUGGCUUCCAGGUAAGUGAGGCUGAUAAACAGGAAGCCAGUUCUGCCUGUGUCAUGAUGACGGGUGACAACAAUAUGGAUGUGCAACACCAGAGGCUUCAGUGGCACCCCAUUAUGAAGCUGUCCAAGGUGGUUGCAGAUGCAGGUGACCUGGCUGGAGAGGGAGAUGGGCUCUGCCACCGGCACCGCCUGGUCACUGAUGCCAUGGACUGGCCUCCACUCCUGGACAAGUCCCUCCGCUUCUGCAUCCUGGACCCCAAGAAGACCUGUUCGACGGGGGACACGAUCUACCACCACCUGGACGACACGGUGCUCAACCUGGCCCGGAGGCUGGGGGAGCUGGGCCAGGCCUCAGAGAUGCUGCUGAAGGAGGGUGGAGAGAUGCCUCGCUGUUCCUGUCAGAGCAUUCUGGCUUCGGCAACGGGGGGCAUAGGCCCCGGAGAGGACCCUAGUGAAACCAGUGACGCCCUCCUGGUGCUGGAGGGCCUGGACUCUGAGGAAGUGGGUGAGCUGGGGCUGGGCGGGGAGGAGUUUAAAGGUGGUGUCCCUGGGCAGGAGGGCGAGACAGACAUGGGGCAGGACCGGCGGGGGACUUUCUCAAGCGGCUCCCUCACGGGGCUAAUGAGGCAGGUACACAGGCUUGCUGGGGAGUCCUGUGCCUGUGACCCCCAGGUGUGUCCCUCGCCGUUGGAUGCCCUGGGCUCUGCUGCAGCCUUAACAUCGUCCCUGUCUCUGGCCUCCUCUAACGUCACGGGGCAGCCGGCAACAGAAGCUUCCACCACCCUAUCUGGCACCUUACCUUCACAGGACCCUCCCAGCCAAACCUCCCAGCCCCCAAGCAGGGCCACCACGCCAAAGUUAGGGGUGAGGUUGCGAGCUGCCUCACCCAUAGUAGUAGAGGGGGCGGCAGGGGGCGAGAAGACGACCAGAGGGAAGUCCCGGAAAGGCUCUCUAAAGAUCCGUCUGAGCAAACUAUUCCGGACCAAGAGCAGCAGCGGCUCCAGUCACCUACUGGACAAGAGGCCCUCGCUGGCCUCCUCCACCUCCUCCGGGGGCAGCCUGGUGGAUGUGUGGGGCUCUGGAUCCACCAGCACAGACUUGGACACAGGGAGCAAACACCAGCUCUCCAGGCCCCAAAGUGCCUUCUCUCCGUUGGCCUUCGGUCCUGCCUUCACCGAUGACUUUGGUGGGCCGCAGCCUGGGCCUUUCCUAGAGAGUGGUGUUCAUCCCUCCCAUGCCUUCAUCCAGCAUAGCCUCAGCCUCAAUGAUACGUUCCUGCGGGGUCUCCCCCGGCCCAUCCCGCUGCCUGGCGACGGCCAGAACCCGUCUCGGGUGGACCAGCGCCCACUGCUGUGCCCACUGAGCCGCCCCGAUGCCAGCAGCUUUGCCACCAGCCUCCGAGAACUGGAAAAAUGUGGCUGGUACUGGGGUCCUAUGAACUGGGAGGAUGCAGAGAUGAAGCUGAAGGCCAAGCCAGACGGGGCGUUCCUGGUGAGGGACAGCUCUGACCCCCGCUACAUCCUCAGCCUGAGCUUCCGCUCCCAGGGGGUCACACACCACACGCGCAUGGAGCACUACAGAGGAACCUUCAGCCUCUGGUGUCACCCAAAGUUUGAGGACCGCUGUCAUUCUGUGGUAGAGUUUAUCGAAAGGGCCAUCAUGCACUCCAAGAACGGAAAAUUCCUCUACUUCCUGCGCUCACGGGUCCCAGGCCUCCCCCCGACCCCGGUCCAGCUACUGUACCCAGUGUCCCGCUUCAGCAGUGUCAAGUCCCUGCAGCACCUCUGCCGCUUCUGCAUUCGCCAGCUGAUCCGCAUAGACCACAUCCAGGAGCUCCCGCUGCCCACGCCCCUCAUAGUCUACCUGCGAAAGUUCUACUACUAUGAUCCUGAGGAGGAGAUGUACAUGUCAAUCAAGGAGAUGGGGCGGGACACGACCACCCAACCGGCGACUGGCCAGCCGGAGUCUCAAACGUAGCACUUGGAAGAUCUAUGGAGCAAGGUUUUUAUACACGGGAACAGCUUACCUGAAGACUGAUGGUGACUGAUUGGGGACAGUCUCGCUCAAACCCUCUUGUGCCAGACUGUGCACUAAUCAGCGCUCUUGGUUGACUCGGUAUCCGGACGUCUGGGGGCAGGGUUUUACAUGAUCCACCCUCCUCCCUUUUUGAUUGGCCCACAGAAACUGGAGGAGGAGCAGGGGAUGAGGAAUCUCCACCCACCCGGCCAGUGAGGAAAAUAUCUGACCUCGGGGCUGAACUGGAAGAGCUGACUGACUACUUGCCAUUGUGCUAACUACAGUAAGCCCCCCCAGCUAAGACUGGACAUCACUGCAACGUUGUGGAAACGUCACAUGUACCUGAGUAGGAAGAACAUUUCAAUCGAAACGAGCGCACCCUUGAGCCUGGAGGCUAAGACGAUAGGUUGAGGGUCGAAGUAUAUGGAACCAAAUCAGUUUGGAAAACGAUGCACUUGACCUUUGUUUGUAGCCCUGCUCUGAAAAGGUCUGCGAAAAGGGACAGCUCAUUGUUUGGACCAGAGUAUAAAAAGUUGUCUACUGUAUGUCAGCCAAGGAGGAGAAACUAUACACACCUUUCUGAUGUGAUGCAUUCUCAAGUACAGAGAAAUAUCAUUUUCUUGUUGUUUCCUCUCAAAAUAUUUGGUUGCCGCUGAUUUGAUCUGCACCUUUUUGAGUUGACUGCCUGAGCUGUGUGUGUGUCUGCGUGCCUGUAUGUGUGUGUAAAUACUGUGCGUUGGCGUUAGCGGUUGGUGGCUAACCAGAGUUAUUUGGUGGUGUAACAUCACUGGAGGAUAUCGUGGUUGGCUCUCAACUCUGGAAUCCAACUGGAAUUCUCUUGCUAUACUGUUAUUGAGCAAAUGCGUUACCAGAACAAAUAAUAAUAAAACUGUUGAUGGAAUUUAAAACAUGA
Molecule: messenger RNA, 4096 nt
Organism: Oncorhynchus kisutch (coho salmon)
Lineage: Eukaryota; Metazoa; Chordata; Actinopteri; Salmoniformes; Salmonidae
Exons: 9
Coding region: 721-3144 (807 amino acids)
Biological process (GO): intracellular signal transduction; phosphatidylinositol phosphate biosynthetic process
Cellular component (GO): phosphatidylinositol 3-kinase complex
Molecular function (GO): 1-phosphatidylinositol-3-kinase regulator activity
Source: RefSeq, a predicted model, not a curated record